Molecule: messenger RNA, 4157 nt
Organism: Tupaia belangeri chinensis (Chinese tree shrew)
Lineage: Eukaryota; Metazoa; Chordata; Mammalia; Scandentia; Tupaiidae
Gene: EMC1
Product: ER membrane protein complex subunit 1
Biological process (GO): protein folding in endoplasmic reticulum
Cellular component (GO): EMC complex
Molecular function (GO): protein binding
Source: RefSeq, a predicted model, not a curated record
CGGGCAUGGCGGCGAUGUUAACUCUCUGCUUCUGGCUGUGGGCUGUGCUGUUUAUCCUUGCGGCCGCAGUCUAUGAAGACCAAGUGGGCAAGUUUGAUUGGAGACAGCAGUAUGUUGGGAAGCUCAAGUUUGCCUCCUUGGAAUUCUCUCCUGGAUCCAAGAAGCUGGUUGUGGCGACAGAGAAGAAUGUGAUUGCAGCCUUAAACUCUCGCACUGGGGAGAUCUUGUGGCGGCAUGUUGACAAGGGCACAGCAGAGGGGGCUGUGGACGCCAUGCUCCUCCACGGACAGGAUGCAAUCACUGUGUCAAAUGGAGGCCGAAUCAUGCGUUCCUGGGAGACUAAUAUCGGAGGCCUGAACUGGGAGAUAACCUUGGACAGUGGCAGUUUCCAGGCACUUGGGCUGGUAGGCCUGCAGGAGUCAGUGAGGUAUGUUGCGGUUCUGAAGAAGACCACUCUUGCCCUUCAUUACCUGUCCAGUGGUCACCUGAAGUGGGCAGAACAUCUCCCAGAGAGCGACAGCAUCCACUACCAGAUGGUGUAUUCCUACGGCUCUGGGAUGGUGUGGGCCCUUGGGCUUGUCCCCUUCAGCCAUGUGAACAUCGUCAAGUUCAACGUGGAAGAUGGAGAGGUCAGGGUUUCAACUCCAUGGCUGCAACAUCUCACUGGGGCCUGUGGUGUGGUGGAUGAAGCUGUCCUGGUGUGCCCUGACCCAAGCUCACGUUCGCUUCAAACCUUGGCCCUUGAGACGGAGUGGGAGUUGAGGCAGAUCCCACUGCAGUCUCUUGGUUUAGAAUUUGGAAGUGGAUUCCAACCGCGGGUCCUGCCCACUCAGCCCAACCCAGUGGAUCCUUCUCGGGCCCAGUUCUUCUUGCAGUUGUCCCCAAGCCACUAUGCUCUGCUGCAUUACCAUCACGGUGUCCUGAGUUUGCUCAAAAACUUCCCACAGACUGCCCUGGUGAGCUUUGCCACUACCGGGGAGAAGACAGUGGCUGCAGUCAUGACCUGUCGCAGCGAAGUGAAACCUAGCAGUUCUGAAGAUGGCUCAGCGGGGGGCUUUUCAGAGAAGUCUGCUCCAAAGGACUCACUGACUUGCUUCAAUCAGACCUACACCAUUAACCUUUACUUAGUGGAGACUGGGCGGCGCCUUCUGGACACUGGGAUUACGUUUGGCCUGGAACAGAAUGGCACUCGGCCCGAGCGGCUAUACAUCCAGGUGUUCCUGAAGAAGGAUGACUCAGUGGGCUACCGGGCCUUGGUGCAGACGGAGGAUCACCUGCUACUUUUCCUGCAGCAGCUGGCUGGGAAGGUGGUGUUGUGGAGCCGCGAGGAGUCCCUGGCAGAAGUGGUGUGCUUAGAGAUGGUGGACCUCCCCCUGACUGGGGCACAGGCUGAACUGGAAGGAGAGUUUGGCAAGAAGGCAGCGAUUCAAGAUGGCCUGCUGGGGAUGUUCCUGAAACGCCUCUCGUCUCAGCUCAUCCUGCUGCAGGCGUGGACUUCCCACCUCUGGAAGAUGUUUUAUGAUGCCCGGAAGCCCCGAAGUCAGAUUAAGAAUGAAAUCAACAUUGACACUCUGGCCAGAGAUGAAUUCAACCUACAGAAGAUGAUGGUGAUGGUCACCGCCUCGGGCAAGCUUUUUGGCAUUGAGAGCAGCUCUGGCACCAUCCUGUGGAAACAAUAUCUACCUAAUGUGAAGCCAGACUCCUCCUUUAAACUGAUGGUCCAGAGAACCACUGCUCACUUCCCGCACCCCCCGCAGUGCACCCUGCUGGUGAAGGACAAGGAGACGGGAAUGAGUUCCCUGUAUGUCUUCAAUCCUAUUUUUGGGAAGUGGAGUCAGGUGGCUCCCCCAGUGCUGAGGCGGCCCAUCUUGCAGUCCUUGCUCCUCCCAGUCAUGGAUCAAGACUACGCCAAGGUGCUGCUAUUGAUAGAUGAUGAAUACAAGGUCACAGCUUUCCCAGCCACGCGGAACGUCUUGCGACAGCUUCACGAGCUCGCACCUUCCAUUUUCUUCUACUUGGUGGAUUCAGAGCAGGGGCGGCUGUGCGGAUACCGACUUCGGAAGGACCUCACCACUGAGCUGAGUUGGGAGCUGACCAUCCCCCCGGAAGUACAGCGGAUCGUCGAGGUGAAGGGGAAGCGGAGCAAUGAGCACGUCCAUUCCCAGGGCCGCGUGAUGGGGGACCGCAGCGUCCUCUACAAGAGCCUGAACCCCAACCUGCUGGCGGUGGUGACAGAGAGCGCGGACACACACCACGAGCGCACCUUUAUCGGGAUCUUCCUCAUAGACGGUGUCACUGGGCGCAUCGUCCACUCCUCCGUGCAGAAGAAAGCCAAGGGCCCCGUCCAUAUCGUGCACUCCGAGAACUGGGUGGUGUACCAGUACUGGAACACCAAGGCGCGGCGCAAUGAGUUCACUGCACUGGAGCUGUACGAGGGGACCGAGCAGUACAACGCCACUGCCUUCAGCUCUCUGGAUCGUCCGCAGCUGCCCCAGGUGCUCCAGCAGUCCUACAUCUUCCCCUCCUCCAUCAGUGCCAUGGAGGCCACCAUCACGGAGCGGGGCAUCACCAGCCGGCACCUGCUGAUUGGGCUACCUUCUGGAGCAAUUCUUUCCCUUCCUAAGGCCUUGCUGGAUCCCCGCCGCCCAGAGAUCCCAACAGAACAAAGCAGAGAGGAGAACCUGAUCCCGUACUCCCCAGAUGUGCAAAUACACGCCGAGCGAUUCAUCAACUAUAACCAGACGGUGUCCCGGAUGCGAGGCAUCUACACAGCCCCCUCGGGCCUGGAGUCCACUUGCUUGGUCGUGGCCUAUGGUUUGGACAUUUACCAAACUCGAGUCUACCCGUCCAAACAGUUCGAUGUCCUAAAGGAUGACUACGACUACGUGUUAAUCAGCAGUGUCCUCUUUGGCCUGGUUUUUGCCACCAUGAUCACUAAGAGACUGGCUCAGGUGAAACUCCUGAAUCGUGCUUGGCGGUAAAGCCCUGAGUCCAUGCCAGAGAAGAGAGCCGGAGGGGUGCAGCCAGCUGUGAAGCUACAGCUGCAGUUUGGCCAUCGUGGAGUAUGUGUGUUCAGUGCUCAUCUCAGUUCAGAGUUGUGGGAACCCUCGGGUAGAAGUCCCAGAAUCCACAUGACGCAAAAUCCCUCCGUGGAUGGAGACAGCGCUCACUGUCUCAGCUGAGAACUUGAAGCACCCUGAUGGACUUUUCCUCUGCGGUCCAAAGGACCUGCUGUUUCCUGUCUUUGCCAUCCCUGAAUGUUCUGUUAUUUUUGUGAGACCAUCAGCUGAUUUUUCUUUUCUGUGAGGCCUGUGGAAAUUGAAUUGAAUUUGUCUUCUUGGUUUCCCAGUUUUAUCUGGGGAUCCUUCUGACUCUUCCCUGCGUUCUGCUUUAGAGUUAGAAGGGAGCUCUUCUGGCCAAUGCCACCUGGUAGGAGCAGUUGCUGUUUUACCCCAGGGAGAAAUAGGAUUAUCAUAGAGGAGGUCUGAGGACUGACCAGCCUCGUACCAUUUCUCUCCAAAUCAUUUAGGGUCAAGGAAGCUAUGUGUGGUGUCAAAAUUGGUUGUCACUUAGCCUCUCGUUUCAUGCUGUCACUCUAGUUUGAUGCUCUCCUAUAUGAGAUUGGGCCACCCAGUCUUUACUUCAGUUUCUUAAAAAGCCAAGUGCACCCUAAUGUCUUGGUUUGUGGGUUAUUUCCUGUGCUUUCUACCUGAGAUACGUCAGAGCUUUUUAAAACUACUGAAUGGUCUGAACCUCAGAGAGCUACUAAGGGGUCACUUGCCCAUUCCACGACCUCAUAGUCUCUCACUUCGCCCGCAGGCCACUCUAGUCACCUAGGAAAGGUGUUCUUAAUUGAAGACCCCAUUAUUUAUUUUUAGUUUUAGAUAGUAAAUUAACACAUGCGUCAUUAUGGUUCUCUUUGAGUGAACAGAUUUUAAAAUUUUAUUGUUUUAACCUUUGACACUGUUGGGUCGUCAGGAAAACCAUGACAUGUUUUUGCGUAGAAAAACAUGGAAAAAUAUAUCGUGACUUUUCAGAAACCUAAUUUUAAAGUGGGGACAAAAAGGGUUGGGGUAAGAGACUGGCAUUUGUGGAUGUAGCAUUACUGAUGGGCCAGGUUGCUGGGUCUAUGGAAGAAAUAAACGUUUUCCCUUGUG